Trematomus bernacchii (emerald rockcod) is the source of this 3325-nucleotide messenger RNA. It is a transcript of the gene tbl3, whose product is annotated as transducin beta like 3. The coding region runs from base 175 to 2955 and encodes 926 amino acids. Gene Ontology annotation, molecular function: protein binding; U3 snoRNA binding. The record is from RefSeq and is a predicted model, not a curated record. The transcript has 23 exons. Gene Ontology annotation, biological process: endonucleolytic cleavage in 5'-ETS of tricistronic rRNA transcript (SSU-rRNA, 5.8S rRNA, LSU-rRNA); endonucleolytic cleavage to generate mature 5'-end of SSU-rRNA from (SSU-rRNA, 5.8S rRNA, LSU-rRNA). Gene Ontology annotation, cellular component: small-subunit processome; 90S preribosome; nucleolus. NCBI's taxonomy places the organism in Eukaryota, Metazoa, Chordata, Actinopteri, Perciformes, Nototheniidae.
CCGUCUGACCAAUCACAGCUCAGUGCCCUCGGAUGACGUACAAUGUGUGCGACUCGAUUAUCAACAUGCGGCAUGGAUGUGUUGAUUUCAGCCAACGUGUGAAGUGAAAAAGAAGUGAAUUACAUUAUUUCAGCUUCUAAAUAUACACAGGUGUUGGAAUUUUUCGCAGGCAAGAUGGCAAAUACCAACCUUCAAUUCAAAACAAAUUAUGUUGUGGACAGCAAGAUUGAACCGUUUUACAAAGGAGGGAAAGUGCAGAUAAGCAAAGAUGAAAAUUACAUCUUCUGCACUUGUGGAACUCGUGUCAAUGUUUUGGAGAUCAGUACGGGGAAGAUCGUCCACAGUGUUGAGCAUGAGGAUCAGGAGGACAUCACAUCUUUUGCACUCAGCUGUGAUGAUGAGAUGCUGGUGACAGCUAGUAGAGCUCUGCUGCUGAAGCAAUGGGACUGGAGACAAGCUCAGUGUACUCGCUCCUGGAGGGCCAUUCACACUGUUCCUGUAGCCAGUAUGACCUUUGACUCCACCUCAACCCUCCUGGCAACAGGUGGCUGUGAUGGCACUAUAAAGCUUUGGGAUGUGGUGAAGCAGUACUGCACCCACAACCUUAAAGGGUCACCUGGCGUUGUACACUUGGUCCAGUUCCACCCAGACAUCAGCCGGCUGCAGCUCUUCUCCUCCUCUCAGGACUGUGGCAUCCGGCUGUGGGACCUGAGCUCCAGUAAGUGUGUGUGUGUGCUGCAGAGCCACUACAGCGCUGUCACCUCGCUCAGCUUCAGCCCCGAUGGGGACACCAUGGUCAGUUCUGGCAGAGACAAGAUCUGUACAGUGUGGGACCUGAAGACGAAGAAAGCCAAGAGAGCGGUGCCUGUCUAUGAGGCUGUGGAGGGUGUUGUGAUGCUGCCUGUGGAUGAGGACUUGUCUCAGAUUGGAGUGAAGAGCAAAGACAUGCAUUUCAUUACAGCUGGCAGCAAAGGUGAAUUGCGAGUGUGGGAGGCCAGCACGGCGCGUUGUGUUUACGCUCAGACCCUUGGCUCCAGCCUUUCCGCUUCCUCUGAAGAGGAGGACAAAGAGGACGACCCCCGCGGUCUUACACAUCUCCUCCACCUGCCCGCCUCCUCUCGACUUGCCACCGUCACAGCAGAGCACAACAUCGUCCUCUACCAGCUGCCUGCUCUCUCAACACAACAGCAGUUUGUGGGAUACAAUGACGAAGUGCUGGAUGUGAAGUUUCUGGGGAAAGGAGACAGCCACAUAGUGGUGGCCACCAACAGCAGCCAGCUGAAGGUGUUUGAGCUGCUCACCAACAGCUGCCAGAUCCUCUACGGACACACAGAUACUGUCCUCUCGUUGGACGUGUUCAAAAAGAGUUGUCUCUUUGCGAGCUGUGCAAAGGACAGGUCAGUGCGUGUGUGGAAGAUGGACAGUGACAGUGGUCAGGUGCACUGUGUGGCUCAGGGCUCCAACCACGCUAACGGUGUGGGCUCCGUCACCUGCUCCAGGAUGAAAGCAUCUUUCGUAGUGUCCGGCAGUCAGGACUGUACGGUGAAGGUGUGGGAUCUCCCAGCAGACCUGUCCACAGCAGGGGCGGAGAUACAACAGCUGACCCCCCGCGCCACAGAGAAGGCCCAUGACAAGGAUGUAAACAGCGUGGCAGUGUCACCAAAUGACAAGCUGCUGGCUUCGGGCUCCCAGGACCGCACCGCCAAGCUGUGGUCGCUGGCGGUGGAGGGGAGCGUGAGUCUGCUGGGGGUCUUUAAGGGCCACCGCCGAGGCGUCUGGGCCGUCUGCUUCUCUCCUGUCGACCAGGUGCUCGCCUCGUCCUCCGCCGACGGCACCACCAAACUGUGGAGCCUGCAGGACUUCAGCUGCCUCAAGACAUUCGAGGGUCACGAUGCGUCAGUUCUGAAGAUCAUCUUUGUGAGCCGAGGCACCCAGCUGCUCACCAGUGGCUCGGACGGUUUAGUGAAGCUGUGGACAAUAAAGACCAACGAGUGUGUGAAGACGCUGGACGCCCACCAGGACAAAGUGUGGGGUCUCCACGGCAGUCAGAAAGACAACAAGAUUGUGACUGGCUCAGCAGACUCUAACAUCACCGUGUGGGUGGAUGUGACUGAAGUGGAGCUGGCAGAGGAGCAGGCCAAGCAAGAGGAUCAGAUACUUAAGCAGCAGGAGUUGUCCAACCUGCUCCAUGAGAAGAAGUACCUGAAGGCUCUGGGUCUGGCCAUCUCUCUGGACCAGCCUCACACCGUGCUCAACGUCAUCAAAGCGAUCCGCCAGUCGGAGAAUGGCCAUGAGCUGUUGGAGAAGACGCUCCUGAAACUCAGGGUGGAUCAAAAAGAGUCGCUCCUGCGCUACUGUGUGGUUUGGAACACCAACGCCAGAAACUGCCAGAACGCCCAGGCCAUCCUCCAGGUGCUCCUCACACACCUGCCGCCCGAGGAGCUGCUGCAGUACCAGGGCGCCCGAGCCCACCUCGAGGGACUCAUCCCAUAUACAGAGAGACACAUGCUGAGGAUCGGCAACCUGCUGCAGGCGUCCAUGUUCCUGAACUACAUGUGGCAGAAGAUGAGAGUGGCCGGAGCACCAGCCAGCAUGGGCCAAGAUGAAGACAUGGAUACCACUCCUCUUGCACAGCCUUUCUUUAGGAUUGACAAGGAGAAAGGAAUGGGCAGCGACGGUGAAGAGAAGCAAGAUGGGGAUGACAGUGAUGGUGGACAAGAUGAAGAUCUGGAUCAAAAAGAAGAAGAUGAGGAGGACAAUGAGGUCAGUGCCACCAAUAAAUCAACCAACAACAACAACGGUGGAAUAGGCGCCAAAACAAACGGCAACCACCACUCUGAAAGUGAGGAGAGCUCAGAAGAGGAAGACCCCGAAGAAGAGGAUCAGACAGCGGUAAAGGUGGUGAAAUGUCUCCCGGUUUCUUCCGCUCCAGAAUGCCAGACUUCAGCCAGCUGACAGGGGUCUCAAAGCUGAAAACAGAUGACUCCUGGAGGGAAAGAAAAGGGGGUUGUCUCAUCUCGGACCAUUAGCUGGUGUGACACACUGACUGAGUGUCAGUGUGUGAAGAGACGCAGAGACAGAAGUGGGAUGAUAGUGAUACAGAUAAUAACCCUCUCUGUGCAUUCCUAAGUCUCAUGCCAGUCACUGAGUUGGAAAAUAGGAGAGACAGAGCUGCAGACACCAGCAGCUAUUGUCUAGCUCUGCAUAGUCCUGAUCUACCGGUUCAACCACAACAACAGAAAAUGUUCCUCCUAUAACCACAGAUUUUUUUAUGUCAUGACUACAAAUGUUUAUGAAAUUAAAGUCUGUUUUUUGUGAUUUAAAA